Molecule: messenger RNA, 7063 nt
Organism: Meriones unguiculatus (Mongolian gerbil)
Lineage: Eukaryota; Metazoa; Chordata; Mammalia; Rodentia; Muridae
Gene: Eid2b
Product: EP300 interacting inhibitor of differentiation 2B
Exons: 1
Coding region: 5394-5849 (151 amino acids)
Biological process (GO): negative regulation of DNA-templated transcription
Cellular component (GO): nucleoplasm
Molecular function (GO): transcription corepressor activity
Source: RefSeq, a predicted model, not a curated record
AGGAAAAAAGGUGUAUCAGUUUUUAUUUAUUUUUAUUUUAUGUACAUUAGUGUUCCACUGCAUGUAUGUCUGUGUGAGGAUGUCAGAUUCCCUGCAGUGGGUACUGGGAAUUGAAUGCAAGUCCUCUGGAAGAGCAGUCAGUGCCCUUAACUGCUGAGCCAUCCCUCCCAGCCCCCAAGCUGUAUCAGUUUUAAGGUUUUCAUUGUAAGUUAUCUUUUCAUUUAAGAAUGAAAAGAGGGCUCAAAAUAUAUGUCAGUGAUAGCACACUACUUGACUAAAUCCCCCAGUGAGAGGCUGGGGUGUGGCUCAGUGGUAGAGCCCCUGCCUAGAAUCCCCCAGUGAGGGGCUGGGGUGUGGCUCAGUGGUAGAGCAUCUGCCUGGAAUCCCCCAGUGAGGGACUGGGGAUGUAGCUCAGUGGCAGAGACCCUGCCUAGAAUCCCCCAGUGAGGGGCUGGGGUGUGGCCCAGUGGUAGAGCCCCUGCCUAGAAUGUACAAGCCUCUGGGUCUGACCCCCAGCACCACAAAAUUCUAAUUCCUUUCCUUUCUCAUGACUGUCCAGUUUCUGUGUGUGUGUGGUGUGUGUGUGUAUGUUGAAACGGUUUCUCUGUGUAGCCCUGGCUGUCCUGUAGACCAGGCUGGCCUGGAACUCAUGAGAUCUGCUGCCUCUGCCUCCUGGGUGCUGGGUUAAAGAUGUGGCCACCACUGCCCUGCUGACUGUCCACACUUACCAUUUCUCCCCUUAAGUUUUUACUGACUGCAGUAGUUGCCAAUGUAUUAGUGACAGUAGGCAUGACAUUGGUUUGUGAUAUGAGUGACAAAUAUAUUUUUCUAGUUAUUCGCCAGGCUUUUCCCAUAGAUUUUUUUUAUCCCUGAUGUGGGUUCAGGGCAUCAAAUUCAGGUCGCCAGGCUUGUGUCAACUCACCUGCCUAGAUUUUUUUUUGUUUUUGUUUUUCCUAAAUUGUGCAAGAUUUUGAAUCCCAAGGUUUUGUUGGUGUCUGUGAGAGGGAUUUCUUUGUUUAUAUUGAACCAUCUGGGAUUUAUUUAGCAGUGUGGAGUAAGAUCCCACUGUGCGUACAGCAAAGGAGAGCCAUGCUGAGCCCACUCAGUGUUUUCUCAUAGUCUUUCUGGUUUUUCUGCUCACUUUACUUGGGGGAGGGGUUGAGAAACAGGCUCUCUGUGUAGCCCUGGCUAUCCUGGAACUUUCCCUGUAGAUCAGGCUAUCCUCAAACCCAGAGAUCUGCCUGCCUCUGCCUUCCAAGUGCUGGAAAUAUGGGUGUGAGUUACCACACCUGGCAUCGUUACUGUCUUCAGACAAAGAGUUUAGUUAGAAUCACAUAGUACUCGGGAUAACUGCUAUCUUUAAAAUACAGAGUCUUUUCCUUUUAUUGUAUGUGCAUUGGUAUUUAGCCUGCAUGUUUGUCUGUGUGAGGGUGUCAGGUGUUGGAGUUACAGACAUUUGUCAGCUGCCAUGUGGGUGCUGGGACUUGAACCCAGGGUCCUCUUGAGGAGCAGUCGGUGCCCUUAACCACUGAGCCAUCUCUCCAGCCCUUGAGGUUUUAUUUAGCUCUACUGGGUCUGAGCUGUUCCUCUUAUGUAUGCGUGCUGUGUGUUUGCAGUGCCUCUGAAGGCCAGAAGAGGGCACUGGAUCCUUUGGAACUGGAGUUGUGAAGGGUUUUGAGCCGCCGUGGAGGGCUAGAAGCUAAACCCAGGCCUUUGCAGGAGCAACAAGGGCCCUGAGCCUCUGAGCCAUCCCUCCAGCCACUGAAUCUUUCUUUUGAGGUGUGUUUUGUCACGGUUCAUUUAAGGCAGAAUCUUACUUUUAACUCCUGCUGCCCUGAGACUAAGGGUGACUCUUCCACAUGCUGAGACUGCAGGUGAGCAGCCUCUCCUGUGGAACAGGGAACUUCCAGCAGGGUAGCUGCGGUGGUGCUUUCGCCUGCAAUCCAGGAGAGACAGGCCUGCUCUACAGAGCCGGUUUCAGGAUAGCCAGUGCUACAAAGAACCCCUGCCUCAAAGGAAAAGAUAGACAGAUAGAUAAAAAUUUUAAGAAAUAAAUAAAGCUUUACUUUACCCCACCCCACCCUUAGACAGGGUUUUUCUGUGUAGCCCUGGCUGUCCUCAAACUCACAGAGAUCCGCCUGCCUCUGCCUCCUGAGUGCUGGGAUUAAAGGUGUGCGCCCCCACACAGUUUUCAUGUUUUUUAAAGACUUCCUAAACCAGGUUGUGGUGGUUUAUGCCUGUAAGCCUAGAAUAUGGGAGGAUGAGGCAGGAGGAUCACCGGAAGUUUGAGGUCAUCUCAAAAACUGGAAAUUAGGGCUGGGGAAAUUAGAAAUUAGGGCAGCGUAUAAUUAAUAUUGUUAAAUGGAUUUCCCUAAAAUUGUCUUUCACAGGUCUAGUCAUUUAUUCCUAGGUUGUGUUUUAUUUUAUUUUGUGACGGGGUUUCUCUGUGUAGCCCUUACUCUCUAUUGGACUCACUCUGUAGACCAGGCUGGCCUGGAAAUUUGCCUGCCUCUGCUGGGGCUGCAGGCAUGUGCCACAAUGCUGGGUUAUUUCUAGAUAUUUUAUCUUUUGUCUGCGUGUGUGUCUGUGCACUUACAUGCCAGCAGCUCAAGAAGGCCAGAGGGGGCACCUGCUCCCCUGGAGCUGGAGUUACAGAUGGCUGCAAGCUGUCCUGUGGGUGCUGGGAAUCGAACCUGGGUCCUGUGGAGCCAUCUGAGCAUCUCUCCAGCCAGUAUUUUAUCUUCUAUAAAGAUAUUCCUAUUAUAUAUUCUGAAAACUUCUUUAUCACUUCAAAAAUGUUAGUUGCUGCUCAUUUUUGAGGAAGCCUGUCAGUACACUCAAUUACACUACUGUUUGUAGUUGUUCAAAUGAUUCUUGUCUGUGAUGUCGAGCAUAUGUGUUUCUGUGUGUGCUGUACAAACACACGUGAGAUACCUAGAAGCCUGGAGGACGUCAGGCGACCUCCAUCACUUGCCCUGAGGUGGUCUCCCACUGAACCUAGAGCUGGCGGCCUCCUGUGCCUGCCUCUCAGCAGUGGGCUGUGGACACGUGUGGCCUUGCUCAGCUUCUUACGUGGAAGCUGAAAUCCGAUGUCAGGCCCUCUGGUUGCACAGUGUGACGGCCAGUGUUUGUUGUCACCCUGACUUACCUGGAGAGAGGGGCCUCAGCUGAGGAGUCACCUCUAGCAUCCUGGCCUUUGAGUUAGUCCAUCAGGCGUUCUCUUCCUUGCUAGCUGAGGCAGUGAGGCCCAGCCCACUGCGGGCAGUGCCGCCGCCAGGAAAAGUGGCUGGAUGAGCCAGAAGAGAAGACCGGUGGACAGUCCCACCAUGGCCUCUGCUUCAGUCCCUGCCCUGACGCCCCUCCAAGAUGGGCUGUGACCUUUACAAAUGGAAAGAAACCCUUUCUUCUCCCAGUUUCCAUCAGUGUUUUACAGCAGCAACAGCACAGUAGAGCAUACAAGUGCUCUCAGCCCUGAGACACGUCUCCGGCCCUCUGACUUCUCUUUUUUUAAUAUUUAUUUUUAUUUUAUGCUCAUGGAUGUUUUGCCUGCAUAUGUCAGUGUGAGGGUGUCAGAUCCACUGUAACAGUUAUGAGCUGCCAUGUGGGUGCUGGGAACCGAACCCAGCUCCUCUGAAAGAGCAGCCAGUGCUCUAACCACUGAGCCGUCUCUCCAGCCCACCCCUGGCUUCUCAUUAUCGGCUCCUUGGUUGCUGCAUUCUGUAUAAUGUGGGGAGUGAUGGUGAUUUGUGAAGAUUCUUCCCAUAGUUCAGUCUCUGGAGGGAUUAAUUAAGAGUAAUUAAGAGCCUGGUUGCCCUUGCAGAGGACCCAGGUUCAGUUCCCGGCACCUGCGUGGCCCGCCACAGUCACAGACGUUUAUGAUGCCAGGUCUAGGGGACCCAACGCCCUAUUCUGGCCUGCACAAGCAUCAGGCAUGCAUGCAUGCAUGCAGCGAAACACUCAUCCACACAGACCCGUGUGGGGCUGGAGAGCUGGCUCGGCCGUCGGGAGCAUGUGCUGCUCAGCUAUGAGGAGUUUGGACCCCAGCACCGCCUGUAACUCCAGCUCCAGGGAUCCAGCCUCUGGCCUCCACGCUCGCUCACUCCGUGUACACACACACAUUCACACACAGACACAAGCACAUGCAAAUGAGAGAUGACAUCUGUUUUUCUAAAAAGAAAGAUGGUUGAAUCUUGUCAAAGGCCUCUUCAGGCUUUACACAUGGUGGACAUGGUACACGCCUGUAAUCUCAGCACGGGGAGGCCGAGACGAUGCUAAUCAGAGGCCAAUUUGAGCUUUGUAGCAAGACUCAGAGUCUCUGAAAGUGCUCCUAGAUUCCACCAGAUUCACCACGGUGGAAUGUGAAGUCAUGGUGACAAUAUUCAGCAUGAUCUUUAUAGGUUUUCAAAUUUACUAACAAGCUUCUGUGUGCGUGACACAUCUCAGUAUCUGCAGCCUUGAUGGGACCAGGGUGGCCUUGAAUCCAGAGUUCCUCCUGCCUCAGCCUCCAGUGCUGAUUGAGUCCAGAGCAUGACCACUGAGCUACACUGUGCCGGUGUGCGCCUGCCAUUGCAUAGGGUCAGUAGGCAAUUUGCAGGAGUGGUUUCCUUUCACCUUUACCUACUGAAGCCUCUCCCUGGGCCCCUCACCCUAUUUUUAUUUUUAUUUUUUUUACUUUGAGACAGGGUCUUAGUUGCCGGCACUAGCCUUGAACUCUGUAGCCCAAGCUAUCCUUGAACUUUGCUUUCUUGCCCCAGGCACCUAAGUAGCUGGGGUUCCUACGUGUGUUGGGGACAGCAUUGGCCAAUUGGUAACUUGUGGACUCUGGAUUCAUCAAAGGCACAAGAGGGUAGCUGUAAGCUGAUUCAGUGACCGCUGCAUUUCAGACAUUGGAUGCAGAUGGCUCUUACUUCUCUAGUGAGACAGGCUUUCACAUAGCGCGGGGUGGCCUCGAACUUGUUUGCUUUUCGAGACAGGGUUUCUCUGUGUAGCCCUGGCUGUCCUGGAACUCACACUCUGUAGACCAGGCUGGCCUUGAAGUCACAGAGAUCCACCUGCCUCUGCCUCCAAGUGCUGAGAUUAAUGGCGUGCGCCACCACCGGCAAUUCCAGCUUUCCGGAGGCCAAAGCAGGCAGACCUGUGUGUGAGUUCCAGCCAGCCAAGGGUGCACAGGGAGACGCUGUGCGACCCAGCCGCCGCUGCGCUCCGAGCGGGUCGCGGCCACGGCGGGAGCGGCGCACGCACCGCUAGGGGGCGGCAGAGGCCCGCGCGCGCCCUCGGGUUCCCGGCGCGCCGAGGCCCGCGCGUGCGCACAGCUUCGCGCAGCCGCCGGAGCCGGUUGCGAGCGCUUCUCCGGGGAGCGCUCUCCGGUGACCUAACGGGAUCCACGAUCGGCGAUGUCCGAGCCGCCCGGAGAGAGCUGGGUCCCCCACCUGAGCCCCGUGAACGGCGUCGGCGACGUCCUGCAGGCGCGGGUGGGCGGAGGCAGUGGGGGCCCCGAGGCCCCGGCAGGCCCGCUGGCCGGAGCCGCUCGGCCCUGGGCGCGGGCCCCGGGCCCGGCGCCCCCGCGGCUCCCCGGCGUGCCGGGCCUGAUGGCGAUGCCGCACAUGCACGCGCCGCUCCGCCUCCUGGAGCUUCACGAGCAGCGGAUGUUCCAGCACUACCUGCACACCAACCCCCUGAUCCCCACCAGGCUGCUCCGGGACAUCGAGGAGCGCCGCCGGCUCUUCGUGGAGGGCUGCAAGGCCCGGGAGGCAGCCUUCGACGCCAACCCCCCGCAGAUGGACUCGGACGCGCGCGCCUUCACUCUGGCGCUCUCCGCCUCCGACGGCGGAGGCCCCACCGCCCACUGAGCGGGACCCUAAACCGCUGACCCCCCACCCCGGAGGGAGGGGGCUGGAGGCCAGCCUGGGCUACAGCAGACUCUGUCUUUAAAAAAUAAAAAUAAAGAAUGGUGGCCAGGAAGUCAGGUGACUCUUAGGCUCAAGGGCAGAUGUCUGGGCAAAUGUCCUGAGGUGGGAAAUCCAGAAUACAGCUACGGACGGGCAGGGUGAAAUGAUGCAGGCCCAGGAAGGGACGGACACUCGGGGCUCGAAGCUGGCCGGCCAAGUGGACCCUUCCGACUUCCACCUUGUGCCGGGUAGCAAUCAUUCCCCCCCCUGCAUUUGUGGAAACUGAAGGCUGCUUCACUGUGAAGGACAAUGGUUUUGCAAAGAUGAAGUCUAAGAAUUGCCAGUGGGGGGAAAUAGAAGUCGACUGGGAUGCGAGAGGAACCCAGAAGACGCAGUUGUCAGAUACCGCUGCUUCGGGGUUUUCAGGAGACGACGUGGACAGCUCAGCACUGAGGCUCAUCUCGUGGCCGGCCGUGCCGUUAAUUCUUGUGUUUGCUGUUCUGUAGCUGUAAAUAUUCAGAUAGGGAAACGUCAUGUGUGUGUUGUGAGAUGCAUAUUUUUCAAGACUUGUGCAGUCGUAUCCAUGUGGGAGUAGAUCUGAGUUGGUGUUUAGAUGAUGGGUGUGCAGUCAACAGGACUCAAAACUAGCAAAAGAUGCUAGGGGAAGUUAAACUUCUCUCUCCGCCAAACUGAAAACAGAUAUCCGCAGUGAUUUGCGCUGGGGUGGGGAGGUUGGGUGGUUUUCCCUAGGGUUUUCAAAACCGUUUUGUAAUGCAUUUACAGAUUGAUCCCAAUCUAGUUAUCCCCAGUCCUGGGUGCUGAGAAAGGAACCCAGAGCCUUACUCACUGGAGUACUGCCAGCUGGACAGCUACAUUCCCAGUCCUUUUGAAUCAAGGUCGGGCUAGGGACAUGGCUCUGUGGCCAAAGGUGUUUGUGGCUAAGCCUUAUUAACGGAUUUGACGGCCAGCCGGUUGAGAGGAGUUCACAGCCGUUUCCCUGAGCACACACUCCUGUGCGCACACACAUGCGAUGGAAAAGCCAACCAACAGUCUAGCUGGUAUCUACAUCUUGGGUUUUUAUAUUUUAAGGUUAUAUUGAAAGUGAUUCUACAUUUUUGUAAUGACUACUAUUUAAGGCUGUAUCCUAACAUUUAAUGAAUGAGUCAUCUUCUGGA